Messenger RNA from Helianthus annuus (common sunflower), 957 nucleotides. RefSeq names its product neutral ceramidase 1. NCBI's taxonomy places the organism in Eukaryota, Viridiplantae, Streptophyta, Magnoliopsida, Asterales, Asteraceae. Gene Ontology annotation, cellular component: extracellular region. The transcript has 5 exons. The record is from RefSeq and is a predicted model, not a curated record. The coding region runs from base 103 to 957 and encodes 284 amino acids. Gene Ontology annotation, molecular function: N-acylsphingosine amidohydrolase activity. Gene Ontology annotation, biological process: sphingosine biosynthetic process; long-chain fatty acid biosynthetic process; ceramide catabolic process.
UUGAUUGUUUUUGUACAUAAUGUGGAAAGAACCAUCUCGGCUUCCAAUUACUUGUUUGGUCUUGGAAACUAUGACAUCACAGGGCCUGCUGCUGAUGUCAACAUGAUGGGAUACGCAAACUCAGGUCAGACUGCUUCUGGCGUUCACAUUCGAUUGAGAGCUCGCACAUUUAUUGUGGCGGAGCCACAAGGAAACCGUGUGGUGUUUGUAAAUCUCGACGCUUGCAUGGCUGAACAACUUGUAACAAUCAAAGUCCUUGAGAGGUUGAAGGCAAGGUAUGGGGAUUUAUAUACAGAGAAAAACGUUGCCAUUAGUGGUAUACAUACGCAUGCAGGCCCCGGUGGCUAUCUGCAGUACGUAGUGUAUAUUGUCACAUCUCUAGGAUUCGUACGCCAAUCCUUUGAUGCGUUAGUUGAUGGCAUUGAACAAAGCAUCAUGCGCGCGCAUGAAAACCUUCAUCCCGGAUCAGUAUACGUGAACAAAGGAGAGAUCUUAGACGCUGGUGUUAAUCGCAGUCCUAGCGCGUAUCUUAACAAUCCUGCAGCGGAACGUGCAAAGUAUAAGUAUGAUGUGGAUAAAGAAAUGACCCUUUUGAAGUUUGUAGAUGAUCAGUGGGGUCCAGUGGGUUCCUUCAACUGUUUUGCUACUCAUGGAACUUCAAUGAGCCGUACAAAUGAGUUGAUCAGCGGGGACAAUAAAGGAACUGCUGCACGCCUUAUGGAAGAUUGGUUUAAUCAGAAAAAAGAUGCAAGAACUGCUAAUGAAAACCGACGCAGAGUUUCUAAUAUUGUUCAGGGUGCUCAAGUAAACCACCAUGAGCUCCUGGAACUUGCAGCUUCUUUCGAGUCUGUUUCGGGUAAACCAGUAACCAAAUACUUGAGCAUAUCUGACACGUGGCAAGCAAUUAGUCAAUGUUGUUUGAAGAUUGUUUGCAGCAAAAGGCUGCAACCUUCAUAG